AUGGCGAAGAGCAGACAACAGUCAACACGUUCGCGUGCCGCACGCCGUGCAGCUUCGCCAAGUCUCGACUUGGAUAAGUCUGUGACCUCGCUGCCUCGUGCGGAAUCCCCUGCCGCUCAGCGGCCCUCUGUUCUGACCGAUCGUCGCAAUUCUGGCAUUCAGAAGAAGAACAAGAAUGACAAGAAGCUUUCGAGGGCUCAGCGGUUAAGGCAACAAAAGGGCAUGGACCGUGCAGAGGCAGUUCUGGACCAAAUGGAGAUUAAGAAGGCUAAGAGUCUGGCACGUGGUAAGAUCGUCAAUAAUAGAAGGGCUGAUUGGGAGGAUACCAACCGCAAUUCCACGUUGUUCACCGCUCUCCAACAACAGGAGAACGAAGACGAAGACGAGGCUGAAGAUGGCGACGAAGCUAUGGCCGAAGAUACCGAACCGCCUGCGAAGGCUGUCGCAAGCACAAAUGUCUUCCAGAUGUCAGAUGAAGCCUCCGGACCCGCCACAGACGACUUUGACGAGAUCACCUGA
Molecule: messenger RNA, 519 nt
Organism: Penicillium arizonense
Lineage: Eukaryota; Fungi; Ascomycota; Eurotiomycetes; Eurotiales; Aspergillaceae
Product: Alb1 domain-containing protein
Exons: 3
Coding region: 1-519 (172 amino acids)
Biological process (GO): ribosomal large subunit export from nucleus
Cellular component (GO): preribosome, large subunit precursor; nucleolus
Source: RefSeq, a predicted model, not a curated record